AUGACUAUAGCCAAUCCAAACUUUGUCGCCUCCAUUAAGAUCGAUUCUCCAAAUUCAUACGUAGAUGUGACGAAAAAUUGCAGAAUUUCCACACUAAAUUACGAAGAUACAAGCGUUUCGUUUGACCCUGCAUCUCCGGGAAAUGCUAUCCUUCGCCCCUACAAACAGCAAUAUGUUUUUGAAACCCGCCUUAAAGUGCCCAAAACAGGCCUAAUGCUUGUCGGUCUUGGCGGAAAUAAUGGAUCCACGCUAUUGGCGACGCUUACUGCCCAUCGCCAUGCUCUUCAAUGGCGCACAAGAUGGGGUGUCCAGAAGCCAAAUUAUCUUGGUUCACUCACUCUGGCUUCUAGUCUGCGAUUGGGCCGAGGUGACAACGGGUCUGUAUAUGCUCCGUUUUCCUCGUUCCUUCCGCUUGUUGAUCCGGCCUCGAUGCCUGUUACCGGAUGGGAUAUUUCCUCGGCAUCCAUGAGUGAAGCCAUGACGCGAGCCCAGGUUCUUGAGCCUGACCUCCAAGCACAACUUGAGCCGCUGAUCGGAAAUAUCAUACCACUUCCUGGCACAUAUGAUCCAGACUUUAUUGCAAUGAAUCAGGGCUCAAGGGCAAAUAACCUGAUUCCGGGAACCAAAAAGCAGCAAUUGGAAAAGCUACGAUCGGACAUUCGCACUUUUCGUGCCCAGCACAACCUGGACCAGGUGAUCGUGUUGUGGACAGCGAAUACAGAACGAUUUUCGCAAUUUCCCGGGCAAAAUGCAGAAUCGCUUAUCGAGGCAAUUGAGAAGGGCAACGACUCCGAAGUUGCGCCUUCAGUUUUGUAUGCCGUUGCUGCAAUAUUAGAAAAUGCCCCCUUUAUAAACGGAUCUCCACAAAACACGCUCAUUCCUUCUGUUGUAGAUCUUGCCCUGCAAAAAGGUGUCCUUGUCGCUGGAGACGACUUUAAAUCCGGCCAAACGAAGCUCAAAUGUGUUCUGGUAGACUUUCUUGUUUCUGCAGGAAUUAAGCCGAUUUCGAUUGCCUCCUACAAUCACCUGGGUAUGCCUUUUUUCUUUGCCUUACAUUUAGGUAACAAUGACGGCCUCAAUCUCUCCUCGCCCUCGCAGUUCCGAUCCAAGGAAAUAUCGAAAUCCGGUGUCAUCGAGGACACGGUUGCAUCCAACAUGAUACUCUAUCCGGAUGGAAAAGGCCCUGAUCACGUUGUCGUCAUCAAGUAUACUCCUGCAGUUGGCGAUUCCAAGCGUGCUCUUGACGAAUAUGAGAGCGAAAUCUAUUGCGGCGGUCGUCAGACAAUGUCGAUCCAUACUGUCUGCGAAGACUCGCUUCUUGCGGUGCCGCUGAUGAUUGAUCUUGUUUUGCUUACUGACCUUCUUGGGCGCGUGCAGGUGGUAAAGCCUGACAAUAUGCAAAUGCACUCUGUUCUGUCGCAUCUUUCCUAUUGUCUGAAGGCACCUCUUUUUCCAAAGAGCACACAGACAGUAAAUGCAUUGCAGUCGCAGAGACUUGCACUGGAAAACUUUAUGCGUGCGCUACUUGGUCUGCCUCCAUCCACCCACAUGGACCUCGAAGUAAGGCUUUGUCCCAAAUAA
Mitosporidium daphniae is the source of this 1581-nucleotide messenger RNA. Its product is annotated as 1L-myo-inositol 1-phosphate synthase. The transcript has 2 exons. The coding region runs from base 1 to 1581 and encodes 526 amino acids. The record is from RefSeq and is a predicted model, not a curated record. Gene Ontology annotation, biological process: phospholipid biosynthetic process; inositol biosynthetic process. Lineage: Eukaryota; Fungi; Microsporidia. Gene Ontology annotation, molecular function: inositol-3-phosphate synthase activity. Gene Ontology annotation, cellular component: cytoplasm.